Messenger RNA from Notechis scutatus (mainland tiger snake), 2190 nucleotides. Its product is annotated as disintegrin and metalloproteinase domain-containing protein 21-like. Gene Ontology annotation, molecular function: metalloendopeptidase activity. The record is from RefSeq and is a predicted model, not a curated record. Gene Ontology annotation, cellular component: external side of plasma membrane; sperm head plasma membrane; plasma membrane. Gene Ontology annotation, biological process: male gonad development; proteolysis. Lineage: Eukaryota; Metazoa; Chordata; Lepidosauria; Squamata; Elapidae.
AUGAGUACCUUUGUGGCAUUAUUGAGUGUGAUAUUGCUUAAGAUCAUCCAAAAAGCAGCUUCUACACAGGCACCUCCUCAGGGCUUCAGAUAUGCCUCUUAUGAUGUGAUCAUCCCAAGGAAACUGUCUCCCAAGUAUGGCCAAGAAGAACCCCAGCAUGUGAGCUACCUCCUGCACAUUGAAGGAAGUCCCCUUGUGGUGUUCCUCAGGCAAAGAAGGAACUUCAUCCCUAAGGUCUUUCCUGUCUUCACCUAUGAUACAGCAGGAGAUCUCCAAGUGGAUCAUCCUUUUAUCAAGGAUGACUGUUUCUACCAUGGAUUUAUUCAGAGAAAGUCCUCUUCUCGGGUCACCCUCAGUACAUGUUCAGGAGGACUGAGAGGUCUCUUGCAAAUUGAAAAUAAGACCUAUGAAAUUGAACCAGUCCAGGAAUCUUCUACCUUUCAACACGUGGUGUUUCGGUUAGAAGUAGAGGAAGGGGCUCGCCGGAUGACUUGUGGAGUAGGAGAGGAAGAGCGGAGCCAUCAACAGGACAUAAUUCCCAAGACAGAGAAUCUUGCAAACAAAGAUGUUUUUGGUAAAUCCUGGUGGCCACAUACAAGAUAUGCUAAGGUAGCAAUUGUGUUCGAUCAUGAACUAUAUUUGCAGUUUAAGAGAAAUGAAUCUUUUAUUACGAUGAGAGUUCUAGAUAUUGUCCACACUGCAAAUUCAUUCUAUGAUUCACUUUCUAUUCAUUUGUCAAUAGCAGGCUUAGUGAUCUGGUCAAAAAACAACCCCAUAAACAUUACCUCUUCAGCAAGUAGGACGCUUUCAUUGUUUAAUAAUUGGAGAAGAAACCAUCUACUUAAAAUUUUAAAAAAUGAUGCUGCUCACCUAUUUUUAUAUCAGCAUUUGGGGACAGUAAUAGGACAUGCUUAUGUUGCAACUAUAUGUAGCAGGGAGUCAGCAAGUGCUAUUGAAUCGUAUAGAGGUACCAGUUUGUUUUGGUUUUCAGGACGAUUUGCUCAUGAACUGGGACACACUCUUGGAAUGUAUCAUGAUAAACGAUAUUGUUAUUGUGGAAAGCCGACUUGCAUUAUGGGAGCCUAUACAUCACUAAGUGAUAAAUUUAGUAACUGCAGUUACCAAGAUUUUUUCCGCCUUAGAAACCAUGGCUGUUUACUUGUCCCACCAGACACUAACACAACAUUUAAGUUUGACUUCUGUGGUAACAAAAGAGUGGAAAAGGGAGAGCAGUGUGACUGUGGGUCAGAAACACAAUGCAAGUCAGAUCCUUGCUGUCAAACUAAUUGUAUGUUGCGCCCGGAGGCUGUUUGUGCCUUUGGACUGUGCUGUGCUAACUGCCAAUAUCAUCAACGUGGAACUGUUUGCCGAGAGAAGAUUAGCAGUUGUGAUCUUCCUGAAUAUUGCAAUGGGACUUCAGAGCACUGUCCAGACGAUGUGCAUGUACAAGAUGGUGCCGUGUGCAAUGAGGGCGUGUAUUGUUAUCAUGGGAACUGCACGACUCAUGAUAUGCAGUGCAAAAUGAUAUUUGGUAGGGGAGCAACAGUUGCUUCUGAAGUUUGCUUCAUAGAAGUAAAUAAUAAAGGUGAUCGCUUUGGCAACUGUGGCCUUAAACAUGGCAUUUACAAGAAAUGCGAUACUGGGGAUAGCCUGUGUGGCCGUAUCCAGUGUAAAGAUAUAGAGAUGCCUUCUUUGGAGGAUCACAGUACAAUAAUUCACACUUCCACCGGAGUUAAUCAAUGCUGGGGCACUGACUACCACACGGGGAUGAAGGUGAAUGAUAUUGGAGCAGUGAGAGACGGUACUCCUUGUGGCAAUAAUACGAUGUGUAUUGAGGGUAGUUGUGUUGAUGUGUCCAUUUUGAAAUACGACUGUAAUGUCACAAUGUGCCACAAUCGGGGAGUAUGUAACACUCUCAAACACUGUCACUGUGAUGAUGGAUGGGCUCCUCCAGACUGCAGAAAUAGAGGCUAUGGAGGUAGCAUAGACAGUGGGCCACUUCCAGUUUCGGUACAGGCUAAAGCUGAUAUGAAAACCACAGCUGUAGCUGGAAUAUUCUGUGCCUUUUGUCUCACAAUUGUUUCUUCUGGCCUGGUUAUCUGGUUCAAGAAUGGGCUGAGAAACCCAUUUGGAAAAUUUCAGGGAAGAGUCCAUGCUACAAAAGCAAAUGAUGAAGGAACACCAGUGUAA